GGCUGGCUACACACACACUGCUACAAAACUCCAUUCAAGAUGGGGUUUGGCACAGGACCCAGGAUACCAUUAUGGGUUCUAAUUCUAGUGAUCUGCUGUAUCCAACAGAAAGCUUCAAGUGCAGAAGAUGUACCUGAAAGAGUUACCAUCAUCCCACCAAUGAAAAAAAUGUCUGUUAUAUCAACCGUUCACUCCGCUCAUAACGGACAGGUCUGCAGCACAUGGGGUGUCUUUCACUUCAAGACAUUUGAUGGUGACAUCUAUAAUUUUCCUGGAGUCUGCAAUUACAUAUUUGCCUCCCAUUGCACUGAACCAUUUGAGGACUUCAACAUACAAAUUAGACGCCAAGCAGUGGGGAACACCUCCACAAUUAGCUCUGUCGCUGUAAUGCUGGAUGGAACAGCUUUUAAAAUGGAAAAGGAUCACAUUUUGGUAAAUGAUGAACGGAUUCAAUUACCUUACAAUGGACCUGGAUUUGAAAUAGAGAAUUUUCUCAACUAUAUCAAAGUGGUUAGUAAAAUUGGCUUAACCCUAAUGUGGAAUAAACAAGACAGUCUGAUGCUGGAACUUGAUAAAAAAUAUGCCAAUCAGACCUGUGGACUUUGUGGAGAUUUUAAUGGCAUUCCAAAGUACAAAGAAUUUUAUUUUGAGAAUACCCCCAUAACAGACUUCCAGUUUGGGAAUCAAUGGAAGGUGAAUGAUCCGACAGAAAAUUGUGAGGAUCCUAUACCUCCUCCUCAGAAGAAAUGCAUUGAUGAACAUGAUAUUUGUCGGAAAAUACUAACUGGUUCUGCAUUUUCUGAAUGUAAUGAUAUUGUCAGUGUGAACAGCUACAUCGAUGCUUGUGUACAUGACUUGUGUCUCUGUGGUGAAGUUGAAAAGUCCUCCUGUCUCUGUGACACUUUCACUGAAUACUCUCGACAAUGUGCUCAUGCUGGUGGCCGACCUCAAAACUGGAGAAGUCCAGAACUAUGCCCAAUAUCAUGCACUUUGGGUAUGCAAUAUCAAGAAUGUGGAUCACCUUGUGCAAAUACUUGUACUAAUUCUGAAAGAUCUCAUGUCUGUGAAGAUCACUGCGUAGACGGCUGCUUUUGUCCACCAGGAACUGUUUUUGAUGACAUCAACGGCAAAGCCUGCAUCCCCUUUGAGCAAUGUUCCUGCAUUUAUAAUGGAGUAUCUUAUGCUCCAGGGAUGACAUAUUCAGUUCCAUGCCGUUCCUGUGUCUGCAGUGGUGGUGAGUGGAAUUGCACAGAGCUUCCUUGUGGUGGUAUUUGCUCAAUAGAAGGAGGAUCACAUAUCUCCACCUAUGAUGAAGUGUGGUAUAAUUUCCAUGGAAAAUGUAACUAUAUUCUAACUAAGAUCUGUGAAGAAGAAACCUUUACUGUUCUUGGAGAUCUUGGGCCAUGUGGCUUCACAGAGUCUGAGACUUGCUUAAAAACAGUGCUUUUUACCAUCAAUCGAGGAGAAACUUAUGCUGCAAUCAACCAUGAAGGCACAGUAAUUGUUAAUGGGAUGGUUACUCAGCUGCCUAUCUCAGUAGCUAAUGUAACAAUCUUCCAGCCUUCACAUUCCUUCAUUAUUCUGGAAACAAACACUGGGAUUCAGCUCGUGGUCCAGAUUAAACCUUUGCUACAGUUGUACAUUUAUCUGGAUCCAUCUUUCCAAGGGAGAAUGUGUGGCCUCUGUGGCAACUUUAACCAUAACCAGAGAGAUGACUUCAAAACCCUAAAUGGAUUAAUAGAAGGAACAGCAAUUGCAUUUGCUAAUACCUGGAAAACUCAAGCUGCCUGUGACAACAUUAAACAGCAUUUUAAUGAUCCUUGCACCGUGAGCACUGAAAAUGAAAAAUAUGCCCGUCAUUGGUGUGGACUCCUGACUGAUGCUGAAGGACCUUUUGCUAAAUGCCACUCCAUAGUGAAUCCAAGGGCUUAUCAUACGAACUGUAUGUUUGAUGCCUGCGCUUGUAAGAUAGGUGAGAAGUGCAUGUGUGCUGCCCUCUCGUCCUAUGUCAGAGCAUGCAGAGCCAAAGGAAUUGAACUUGCAGGAUGGAGAGCCAAUGCUUGUUCCAACUAUGCUAUCUGUCCCAAAUCCCUGAAUUAUAGCUAUGAAAUUAGCUCUUGUCAACCUACUUGCCGAUCACUGAGUGAACCUGAUAUUACCUGCAAUAUCAAAUUUGUCCCAGUUGAUGGCUGUACAUGUGAACCUGGAACUUACAUGGAUGAUUCUGAAAUAUGUGUGCCUGCUAACAAAUGUCCCUGCUAUUACAAAGGAGCAGCCAUGCUCCCUGGUGAAGUUUACCAUGAGUUUGGUGUUGCAUGCACUUGUAACCAAGGAAAAUUAAACUGCUACGGUGAUGGAGAAUCCAAGCAAAAAUGUACCCCUCCAAUGACUUACUUUGACUGCACAAAUGCCACCACUGACAGCAAAGGGGCCGGAUGUCAGAAAAGCUGUCAGACUCUUGAUAGCCAUUGUUACAAUUCAAAGUGUGUCUCCGGUUGCAUAUGUCCAGACGGGCUAGUGUCAGAUGAGAAAGGUGGUUGUAUUCCUGUGGAAGAGUGCCCAUGUAUUCACAAUGAGGCCACAUAUCGGCCUGGGGAAAAGAUCAAAGUUGACUGUAACACUUGUAUAUGUAAGAACAGGAUAUGGAAAUGUACCAUGGAGACAUGCCUAUCAACCUGUGCUGUUUAUGGUGAUGGACAUUAUAUCACCUUUGAUGACAAGCGUUAUAUUUUCAAUGGGCAAUGUGAAUAUACACUCUUGCAGGAUUAUUGUGGCCAGAACAGUUCCACCCAGGGGUCAUUCCGAAUCAUCAGUGAAAAUAUUCCUUGUGGCACCACUGGCACCACUUGUUCUAAAUCUAUUAAAGUGUUCUUCAAAAACUAUGAACUGAUACUUACCGAAGAGCAGUAUAAAGUGGUAAAAAGAGAGAAUGGAGGUCAGAUACCAUAUAGAAUUCAUCAAAUGGGCAUCUACUUGAUGAUUGAGAUUCAGAAAGAACUAAUUGUCUUAUGGGACAAAGGAACAACUGUAUUUAUCAAACUUGGUGCAGAAUUCAAGGGUGAGGUCUGUGGACUGUGUGGGAACUAUGAUGGAAAUGGAGUUAAUGACUUUACAACUCGGAGUCGAUCUGUAGUAGGUGACGUACUGGAGUUUGGAAACAGUUGGAAGGUAUCACCCACAUGCCCCGAUGCCAAAUGUGUCAAGGAUCCUUGCUCCAAGAAUCCUUAUAGGAAAGCUUGGUCUCAGAAGAAGUGCAGCAUCAUCAACAGUGAAGUCUUUGCUGCCUGCCACUCUCAGGUGGAACCAACUAAAUACUAUGAAGCCUGUGUGACUGAUGCCUGUGCUUGUGACACUGGGGGAGACUGUGAAUGUUUCUGUACAGCUGUAGCUGCAUAUGCUAAAGUAUGUAGUGAUCAUGGAGUAUGUGUAUCAUGGAGAACACCAUCGAUUUGCCCCAUGUUUUGUGACUAUUACAAUAACGAAGAUGAAUGUGAAUGGCACUACAAACCUUGUGGAGCCCCAUGCAUGAAGACCUGUAGGAAUCCAAGUGGGAGGUGUGCUUAUCAUUUACCUGGCUUGGAAGGCUGCUAUCCACAUUGCCCAGGAGAUAAACCUUAUUUCAGCGAGGAAGAGAUGAAAUGUGUUAGCGUUUGCGGCUGUUAUGAUGCUAAGGGUACUUAUCAUCAGUUAGGAGAAACCUUUACUACUGGAGAGGUGUGUCAAUCAUGUAAAUGUACCAACGAAGGCAUUAUUAGCUGUGAACAUGAUACUAAAGCUUGCUACUGCUACUACGAAGGAAAGAGGUAUAACUACAAGGAAGUCAUUUACAAUACCACGGAUGGCUUGGGUUCAUGUAUAACUGCAAUUUGUGACGUCAAUGGAACAAUCAAUAGAGAAGUCUACAAAUGUGCUGGAAUUACCACAAAACCACCAUUUGAAUUCACAACAUCAAGUAGAACAGAAUCAAUUCCAACAAGAACAACAAUGUGUGUGCAUAAAGUUUGUAGGUGGAUGGGUUGGUAUGAUUUUAACUACCCAUCAUAUGAAUCAACCAGUGGAGAUUAUGAAAUUCCAGAAAACAUAAGAGCCAAAGGACAUAACCUUUGCAAAAAUCCAGAUAAAGUAGAAUGCAGAGCAAAAGAACUUCCCGAUGAACCAUUGUCUUCUCUCAAUCAAAUUAUAAUAUGCACACCAACUGAUGGCUUGAUUUGCAAUAACAAGGAUCAGACUCAACGAGUGUGCUACAAUUAUGAGGUCAGAUUCUUCUGUUGCAAUUUUGAACCAUGUGGUCCUUUCACAUCAACAACUGCUACUAAAACUACCAGAGGAACAACAACAAUUGUUGAAACUAAAACAUCACCACCUUAUAUACCUCAAUCUACAACUCCACAUUUUAUUGAGACCACUCGCCCUACUUCCCAGCCUUCUACACUAAGCUCAGUGCAACCCACAUCCACAUCUUGCCCUCCUAAAUGCCAGUGGACCCAAUGGUUUGAUGACCACAAUCCAAAAACGAGCCCCGAUGGUGAUUUUGAGCGCUUUGAAGACAUACGAGCACGUGGAUUGGUUUGUGAGCACCCCCAAGACAUCGAAUGCCAGGCAAAGGACUAUGCACACACUACGAAUCCUGCCCCUGAGCAGAAUAUCCAGUGCAAUGUGAAAGUUGGACUAGUGUGCAACCAUACAGAGCAGACAAAGAAACCAUAUAAAUGUGUCAACUACCAGGUGAAAUUCCUGUGUUGUGAUUACAGCCAUUGCCAACCACUCACAACAUCAGUAACUUCCAAACCUACAUCAGCCAAAACAAUGUACACUUCCACAACAUCCAGUUCAUCCACCCUACCGCGCAUAAUAUCGACCACCAGUCCAAGCACACCCCUGGUAUCCACAAGCACAGGAGAAACAACUGAAAAACAAACAACCACUACUCUCCCUGUUGCACCAUCAACAAAACCAGUCACCACUGGAAUUACCUCCACUGCAUCGACCACUAGUCCAAGCACACCCCUGGUGUCUACAAGUGCAGAAGUAACAACAGCAAAGCAAACAACCACUACUCUCCCUACUCCACCAUCAACAAAACCAGUCACCACUGGAAUUACCUCCACUGCAUCAACCACUAGUCCAAGCACACUCCUGGUGUCUACAAGUGCAGAAAUAAAACUUGGAAAGCAAACAACCACUACUCUCCCUGUUCCACCAUCAACAAAACAAGUCACCACUGGAAUUACGUCCACUGCAUUGACCACUAGUCCAAGCACAACCCUGGUGUCUACAAGUGCAGAAGUAACAACACCAAAGCAAACAACCACUACUCUCCCUAUUCCACCAUCAACAAAACCAGUCACCACUGGAAUUAUCUCCACUGCAUCGACCACUAGUCCAAGCACACCCCUGGUGUCUACAAGUGCAGAAGUAACAACAGCAAAGCAAACAACCACUACUCUCCCUACUCCACCAUCAACAAAACCAGUCACCACUGGAAUUAUCUCCACUGCAUCGACCACUAGUCCAAGCACACCCCUGGUUCCAAGCACACCCCUGGUGUCUACAAGUGCAGAAGUAACAACAGGAAAGCAGAUAACUACAACUCUUUCUAUUCCAUUCACAACCCUGGUGUCUACAAGUGCAGAAAUAAAACUUGGAAAGCAAACAACCACUACUCUCCCUGUUCCACCAUCAACAAAACCAGUCACCACUGGAAUUACCUCCCCUGCAUCGACUACUAGUCCAAGCACACCUCUGGUGUCUACAAGUGCAGAAGUAACAACAGGAAAGCAAACAACCACUACUCUCCCUAUUCCACCAUCAACAAAACCAGUCACCACUGGAAUUACCUCCACUGCAUCGACCACUAGUCCAAGCACACCCCUGGUGUCUACGAGUGCAGAAGUAACAACAAGAAAGCAUAUCACCACAACUCUUUCUCCUCCACUGUCAACAUUUGCCUCUACAAGUGUAGGAGUUUCAACAGGUUCCACAUUAGCAACUACUUUAAGCAGAGCAACUCCAUGUUUCUGCCAUGUAUCUGGAACUGAUUCUUUAAUUUCUCCUGGGGAGGUAAUAUACAAUAGAACUGAUGGUUCUGGAUGCCGUUUUAUUGCAAUCUGUGAUGCAAAUUGUGAAAUUAAGAGGUAUCCAGUAUUCUGCCCUACAACAACUCCCCAUCCAGUUACAACCUCAGGAACAUUACCUAUUCUCAGUUCUACAACUUUCACUCCAGCAACUAAACCACACACUUCCCCAACCCCAAGAACUAAGAAAAUCAUUUCCACAACACCUAUACCAGAUUGUCCUGAUGCGGAUCCACCUAGAAAGUAUAAUGAAACAUGGAUGUUUAAUAAUUGUACUAAAGCAACGUGUGAGGGGAACAACCGAAUUGUUGUGGUGCCGCUCCCACAAGCUGAGAAGAUAACCUGUGCCACUGGACUUGAACCAAAAAAAAUAGUGGAUAAAGAUGGUUGCAUAGAACGCUACGAGUGUGAAUGUAUCUGUAAGGGUUGGGACCAUUACCAUUUUAUGACUUUUGACGGCACUUCUUACACUUUUCAUGGCAAUUGCACUUAUAUCUUGGUGAAAGAGAUUGUGAAUAAAUAUGGAAACCUCCGUAUUUUGCUUGACAAUGAGUUCUGUGAUGUAGCUACUAAUCAAUCCUGUUCCAGAUCCCUGAUUGUAUAUUAUAACUCUAUGGAAGUCCGACUAACUAGUGUAAUACACAAAGGCGUGAGAGUUAACAAGAUCUUUUUCGGCAAUGAGUCAGUGCCACAGGGUUUUGUCAAAGACGGCAUUGUGGCUACUAGUACUGGUUUUACCAUGACGAUUGAAAUGCCUGACAUCAAUAGUUUUGUUUCCUUCAAUGGUUUCACCUUCUUUAUUAUGCUUCCAUAUGAAUUCUUUGAAGACAACACAGAGGGACAGUGUGGAAGUUGUUCAAACGACAAAUCAGAUGAUUGUCGCAAGCCCAAUGGACAGAAAGCUUCCUCCUGCUCAGAAAUGGCUAUCUACUGGCAAGUGCCUGAUAUCAAUAAGCCCUACUGUCAGGUGGAGCCAACAACACCUCCUAUAAUGAGCACAACUGUGCCAACUAUACCAAUGGAGACUACACCACCACCAACACCCUGCAGCUCUCCAUCACCUUUGUGCCAGCUCAUUAUAAGCGAUAUUUUUGCAGAGUGCCAUAAACUUCUGUCUCCAAGCGAAUUCUAUGACAGCUGCCUCAUUGAAACAUGUCAGGCUUCCAAUGAUUCCUUGAGUUGCUUCUACAUUGACAUGUAUGCCUCUCUUUGUACGGCUAACGGGGCUUGUGCCGACUGGAGGAGCAAAACUGAAGGGAAAUGCCCCUAUCAUUGCCCAAAAGACAAAGUGUAUGCUCCGUGUGCCCCUAUUCAUCCACAAAGCUGUGAAAAUGGAUUAAAUCAUGAACAGACUGACCAUGUUGCUGAACGAUGUGUUUGCCCAGAGGGCUCAAUCUUGUUCAGUUCUCACACUGGCCUCUGUGUUCCAGAAUGUGGUUGCGUGGGACCAGAUGGAUCCCCAAAACUGCCUGGUAGCAAAUGGAAGAGCAACUGUCAAGAGUGUACAUGUGACCCUUUGACUAUAAGCAUACAAUGUGAGUCACAGAGAUGCCCAUCAACAACCCAAGUUUGUGAGGGGGAAGGAUACAUACCCAUGCCUGUGCUAAAUCCAGAAGAUCCAUGCUGUCCCAAAAUAAAAUGCGAAUGCAACUUCACCAUGUGCUCCGAGGUAAAAAAGACUUGUAAACCUGGAUAUUACGUAGCCUCAAUCUCUUAUGAUAAGUGCUGUGCCGAGAUUAAAUGUGAAAAAAGAGACGAUGUCUGUUUGGUUAAUGGAUUGGUUUAUGAGUUUGGAAUGAUUGUUCCUGGUAAACCCUGUGAAACAUGCACCUGUAGUUCUGUUAAGGACCCUGCUACCAAGCAAAAUGUUGUGGAAUGUAAGCCAGUUACCUGCAACACAGAUUGUCCCAUGGGUCAUGAGUACCAAAGAAAACCUGGUGAAUGUUGUGGAAACUGCAUCCAAGUGGCUUGCAUCAUCACCAUUAAUGGCACUGCUGAGAUACUGGAGCCUGGGCAGACAAAAACGGGUAAUUGUAAACAGUACAAAUGUGAACCAAAGAACAAUACGCUAGUUUUGGUUGAGACUCCAGAAACAUGCCCUUUCUUUGAUCCAGACUGCAGUCCUGAUCAAAUUGAAUUGACUCACAACGGCUGCUGCAAGAAGUGCAAAGAGAUACAAAACUGCAAGCCAUACAAGAAUCAAACUCUAAUCCGUGAAAAUGAAUGUGUAUCUUCUGAAGCUGUUGAAUUGACUUACUGUGAAGGAACUUGUCCAAGCUCUUCAGUAUAUUCCCAAAAGGAAAAGGCAUUUCAGCAUAAAUGUAAUUGCUGCCAAGAGUUCAAGAGCCAUAAAAAAGAAGUAACCUUAACAUGUCUGAAUGGCACAACCAUCAUUUAUGACUAUUUAUAUGUGGAUGAGUGUAAGUGCAGAACUGGAUGCAACUUCCAAGCCUCAACCAGCUAGAAGAAGGAGAAUUUUUUUUAUUUUUCUUAAUCCAAGACAAAUUCAACAAUCACUUGUCAGAAAUCAGACAUCAUUCAGUGCUACUUUGGAUCUCUCCCUGUGUCCAUGUUUCUGUUGGCCAGUUGCUUAAUCAAAUUAAUGUCCUUUUUCAUGUAAAAAAAAUUACAUUCAUUCUGGCAAACUGUUUUCAAAAUGAGAGCAUUCUCAUUGGAAGGUUUUUCUCUUUGGAAAAUCUUCCAAGUAUUCCUAACAUAAUGAUAGAAAUGUAUAACAUUUGUAAUGUAGAAAAUUAAAUUCUUAUACGUCCAUGCUUCUCUUGGUUUGCUGGUUUUUUUGGUGGGUGGGGCAUAGGUUACAAGUCUUUAAACAACAUAACAUAAUCUGCAGGCAAAAACCUCUUUAUUGCACCAAUGCACAUACUAAACUUGCUUUCCCAUUUAAUUCUGCUUUUUUGAGAUUAAUAAACAAUACUUGAACAAGUUCA
Molecule: messenger RNA, 9022 nt
Organism: Ahaetulla prasina
Lineage: Eukaryota; Metazoa; Chordata; Lepidosauria; Squamata; Colubridae
Product: mucin-5B-like
Exons: 51
Coding region: 40-8538 (2832 amino acids)
Cellular component (GO): extracellular matrix
Molecular function (GO): protein binding
Source: RefSeq, a predicted model, not a curated record